Asparagus officinalis (garden asparagus) is the source of this 1603-nucleotide messenger RNA. Its product is annotated as THO complex subunit 6. The record is from RefSeq and is a predicted model, not a curated record. Gene Ontology annotation, molecular function: protein binding. Bases 127 to 1281 code for a protein of 384 amino acids. NCBI's taxonomy places the organism in Eukaryota, Viridiplantae, Streptophyta, Magnoliopsida, Asparagales, Asparagaceae. Gene Ontology annotation, cellular component: transcription export complex; THO complex. Gene Ontology annotation, biological process: mRNA export from nucleus. The transcript is spliced from 13 exons.
UUGCUGGAAUUUACUCUACCGAAACUGAGGCGGCCAAACAAAAUCCCUAGUUGGCGCGUAGAACUGUGAUUUGCUGCCCCGAAACAAAAAGCGGCAGCUCGCAACGGGAUCGAAAAAGCUCCAAAAAUGGCGAGAAAUGGAGGAGGAGACGCGACGAAUUGGGACGAAGAAGGAUACAGGAGCAGCAUCCUUCUCGAUCGAGAGCUCCGAUCUCGGACCGUCUUCAGGACCGCCUUCGCUCCUUCCCCUAACCCUAAUCCUGAAACCCUAGCCGUCGCCUCCAGUGACGGAUCUAUCGCCGCCUACGCCAUUUCCUCUUGCAUCGCUGCCUCUCAUCAGAGUGUGCACUCUAGAAAGAAAAGAGGUCAAGAGCUUAGAUCUGAGUUUCCAUUCGCUGAACCACGUUGCAUCAUUCAAGGACAUAAAGGCCCUGCAUAUGACUUAAAAUUUUAUGGAAAUGGAGAUGAAUCUUUGUUAUUAAGCUGUGGAGAUGAUGGACACGUUCGUGGUUGGAAGUGGAUGGAUGUACUGAACAUGAAACCGCCAGUAGCUAAGAAAGGUGGUCAACUGGAUCCUGUACUUGACUUCACAAACCCACAGCAUGAAGGUCCUUGGGGUGCUCUUUCUCCUAUCCCUGAAAGCAAUGCUAUCGCAAUCAAUGAACAGGAAGGAUCCGUUUUCUCAGCUGCUGGUGAUUCUUGUGCUUAUUGUUGGGAUGUGGAGACAGGCAAGAGAGAGGUUGUCUUUAAGGGACACUCCGACUACUUGCACUCUAUCGUCGCUCGUAAAUCCAGCAACCAGAUCAUUACUGGUUCUGAAGAUGGAACAGCACGUAUAUGGGACUGUAGAAGCGGAAAAUGUACUCGGAUUCUAUAUCCAGAAAAGGGCUAUAAAUUGAAGGAACCUUCAUGGGUCAGUUCCUUAGCCAUUGAUGCAAGUGAAAGUUGGCUGGUUUGUGGCACUGGUAGGGGAUUAUCAGUGUGGAGUCUACUUUCAUGCGAGUGUAUUUUCAGCAUUGAUAAUCGUUCUCCUACGCAAGAUUUAGUGUUUGAUGACAAUCAAAUUCUAGCGGCUGGUUCUGAGCCUCUGCUAACACGGUUUAGCAUUAACGGAACUCUUCUUUCACAGAACCAGUGUGCUCCUCAGUCAGUAUUCUCUGUCUGCAUUCAUCCCUCACGGGUUACUGCUGUUGGUGGCUAUGGGGGCUUGGUAGAUGUCAUAUCGCAGUUCGGCAGUCAUUUGUGCACUUUUUGCUGCAAAGGAAUGAAUGGGGAUGAGUAAACCAGUAUUUGAUGUUGCUGUUUACAUCUUCAAAAUCCUGUUGUACUCUACAUUGAACCGUCGUCAUCUCUUUGUAGUCUUUUCUUGCUUAUUUAAUUGUUCCCUGCUACUAUUUUACAUCAAUUUUCUUAUUUUCUAAGCAAAAAAGGAUGAAAUUACAAAAAUAUGACGACCUCCACCAGCAAACCUUUAUCACUAUUUUUUCCCCUUCUUACUUUUGUUACCGGAGCUGCCUCCAGCACAUUUUCUGUUAACAUAACGGCAACAAAUUUGGGUCAUUGUUGCUUUUGUUUUCCUCCAUAGUCUUGAUAUUUAUUUUGCU